Danaus plexippus (monarch butterfly) is the source of this 4373-nucleotide messenger RNA. RefSeq names its product transcription elongation regulator 1-like. Lineage: Eukaryota; Metazoa; Arthropoda; Insecta; Lepidoptera; Nymphalidae. Bases 134 to 3217 code for a protein of 1027 amino acids. Gene Ontology annotation, cellular component: nucleus. Gene Ontology annotation, molecular function: RNA polymerase binding; transcription coregulator activity. The record is from RefSeq and is a predicted model, not a curated record. The transcript is spliced from 18 exons.
AAGCCAUCGGCGGCCAUUUUGAGAAUGUCGAAUGUUGAUUCCGCCAUUGCGAAAUGAAUUGUGGUGUAUGCACGAAAUUAUUUAGGUAUGCCGACAUAAGUGUUUAGUGAAUCGUUUUGUGCUUUUUAUCAAGAUGGAAGACGAAUACAGUAUAGACCCCCAGGACUCUACUAUGAGUGAAUUAAACCGUAGCGAUGUUAGUGAAAUUACGGAUUCUUCUAAGGAUUUUUGUGAGCCGGGGGGUUAUGAUGAAAAUUACGAAGAUGAGGAAGGCGCGAACGGCUUCAGAGGCGGUAGAGGCGGUCGCGGGACGUUCAGGGGUCGCGGGCGAGGUCCGCCGCCUGGUUGGAUGAAUGGGCCUCCGCCCAUGCGCUUCAGGGGCCGCGGCUACGGUCCCGGCGGGCCUCCUAUGAGAGGUCGCGGAUUCUUCCGUGGGCGUGGUGGUCCGAGAGGAUAUGGUCCAAAUAAUGGUCCUAAUUACGAAAAUAACUGGGGACCCAUGGGUCCCCCGCCGCCUGGUAUGAUGGGAGGCCCCCCGCCUUAUGGACCACCUCCUGGUAUGAUGCCGCCAGGUGGACCGAUGGGCCCCCCGCCCAACAUGAUGGGGCAGCCGCCGCCCUUCGGACCUCCAGGGAUGCCACCACCAAAUAUGCCCGCUCCGGAGCUGUGGGUUGAGACCAAGUCGGAUGAGGGCAAGUCGUAUUACUACCACGCCAGGACUAGAGAGACGACCUGGACCAGACCCCAGGAGAGUCCCACGUGCAAGGUCAUCACGCAGGCUGAGGUGGAUGUCAUGACAGCUGCUGGCCAGUAUCCCGGCAUGAAUCAGUCGAUGCCCAUGAACGGUCCCAUGGGCGGCAUGGGCGGUCCCAUGGGCGCGCCAAUGAACGGCCCCAUGGGCAUGAUGGGCAUGAUGCCGCCAGGAGUCGGCCACGGGCCAACACCGGGGUCCGUCCCGCCCUUCAUGAACCAACCGCCACCCUGGGUCAAGGAUAAUAACCAGAUGCAGUCGAAGCUGGACAAACAGGACAGCUCACCUGAUGAUGAAGCGCCCCCGGGCGAGGCACCCUCACAGGCUACACAACCACCCGGCACGGGCCCCCUAGGCCCAGCGCCGGGUGCCGGCGGGCCGUGGGGUUGGGGCUGGGCCCCGCCGCUGGUGGCGCAGCCCCCUGGCCUGGCGGCCGCCUCAGCAGCCGUACCUGACACUGGCGCAGCAACUCAGACACAGCCCAUCGCGGUCAUGGGAAAUGACGCACAACCGGACAGCACAGUGACGCCCAAGAAAGAGGAAACGGUGAUACCUCCCGAACUGUCUCUACGUGCUGGGGAGUGGACCACACACAGGGCUCCGGACGGCAGGCCAUACUACUAUCACGCUGGCACCAGGCAGAGUGUGUGGGAGAAACCGCAGCCCCUCAAGGAGUUUGAAGAACUACAAAACAAAAUAGCCAAAGAGAAAGGCGAAAAGCUGGACGUCAAGAAGGACAGCAGGGUUAUUGACGACGGCAAAAUAGAAGUUAUAGAUGUAGAAGCUCACGCUGAGGCCGCGGCAGCUGCAGAGGCUGCUGAGAGGGAGAGAUUAGAGAGAGAGCGGCUAGAGAGAGAGAGAAUAGAGAAGGAGAGGUUGGAGAAAGAGAGGUUAGAGAAGGAGAAACAGGAGAAGGAGAAGGCUAAGACGGAUAAGAGUAGACCGGUUUCAAGCACUCCCAUAUCUGGAACACCUUGGUGCGUUGUAUGGACGGGUGACGGCAGAGUGUUCUUCUACAAUCCGACGGCGCGUCUGUCAGUGUGGGAGCGCCCGGCACAGCUGGCAGGGAGAGCGGACGUGGAUCAAGCGGUGUCUCACCCGCCCCACCAGAGGGAUCAGCAGCGGAAGGAACCGCCAGCGACCACGACCGUCACGCCGGCCAAGAACGCUAACGGGGAACUGAAGAGGGGAGCGUCCGACUCAUCCGACUCGGAGACUGAACCGGCCAAGAAGGCGAAAUCCGAAGAAACCAAGAAGAAGUCUGGUGUGUCAGCCGGCGUGAUAGAUAUGGGCAAGGAGGCGGCCAGGGAGGCGAUGGCCAGGGCGGAGCGCGAGAGGGCGCUGGUGCCGUUCGAACAGCGCGUGAGGGCCUUCCUUCAGAUGCUGCACGAGAGCGACGUGUCAGCGUUCUCGCCGUGGGAGAAGGAACUGCAUAAGAUUGUGUUCGACAGCAGAUAUCUGCUGCUAGAGUCGAAGGAGAGGAAACAGGUGUUCGAUAAGUACGUGAGGGAGCGAGCUGAGGAGGAGCGUAAAGAGAAGAAGAAUAGGAUCCAGCAGAAGAAGCAGGCCUUCAGGGCGCUCAUGGACGAAGCCAAGCUGCACUCCAAAUCUUCCUUCACCGAGUUCUCCGGCAAGUACAGCAGGGAUGAGAGGUUCAAAAAUAUUGAGAAGAUGAGGGAUAGGGAGACUUACUUCAACGAGUACAUCGCUGAGGUCCGGAAGAAGGAGAAGGAUGACAAGGACAGGAAGAGGGAACAGGCCAAAACGGAGUACUUAGCGCUUUUGAAAGAAAAGAGUGUUGACAGGCACUCUAGAUGGUUGGACGUUAAGAAGAAGAUAGACUCGGACGCUAGGUACAAGGCCGUGGAGAGUAGCUCGCUGAGGGAGGACUACUUCAGGGAGUACUGCAAGAUGGUUAAGGAGGAGAAGAAGAAGGAGAAGGACGGCAAGGAGAAGGAACGUGAGAGGGGCAAUAAGAAGGACAAGAAGGACAAAGAGAGGGAGAAAGAGAAGGACCGCGAGAAGGAGACGAAGAAGGAGAAGAAGAAAGAGAAGCCUGCUGACAAACAGUUGGACCAGUCCACUGAGGAUGAAAAGAAGCAGCCCACCCCCCCACCGGACCAGUGGGCCGAGAUCCUGGGGAUACCGGGGGAAGAGAAGGAGAAAGAGAAGGAAAAGGAGAGGGAGAGAGAGAAGAACGCCAAAGAAGCUAAGACGAAGGACAAGAAGGAGUCUGAGAAUAGCGAGAUGGAACCACCGUCGUCCGAAAAGGAGAUGCUGUCACCGAAACAGCUGAGAUCCUCGAAGAAAGAUCCGCAGAAUCAGGAGAAGAAAUCCCCAAUAAAGUCACCGCCCAAGAAGAGAAAGCAGGAGUUCAAGUCGCCGGAGCCGGAGGCGGAGAAGAAGGGCAAGAAGAAGACUGAGAAGACGGAGAAGAGGCGGCGGAAGAAGUCCGAGAAAGAAUAGUGUUUGCUUUACGUGUUUUUUAAACGCUGAUCAUUAGAACAGCGCAGGCUACAUCUGUGCAACUUGGACAAUUAAACGGUCACGCAGUGAGGGGACGGGGCUCGGAGCCUUGAAGCAAUGACUAUAGUACGGACGACAGGACGUUCACAUACGACCCCCAACCCCCCCCCCACACACACACCCACACACACACACACGGACACGGACACUAUAAACCGUGCGAUUUGUAAUACAUACAUGUCUUUGCGAGUCUUGUUUCUUCCUUAUCCAACACACAUAUAUAUAAUUUUUUUUUUUUUUGUAACCAAUUAAUUCUCGCCACUUCCCGUCUAUAUCGAACCGUACGGACACAUUUCCGCUACGACAUAGCCAGCGGGCCGUGCGGGUAGUUGUGUGAGAAUUUUCACGGCGAUAUGCGACCUCGCCGGGGGACAUGACCUAACUUUUUUAUGCAAACGCGGGAAUGCGCUCCGGUUGAAUGACAUUACACUGGUGUUAAUGUAUUUUUCUGAGUAUAUAUGUGGAUUUAAAUCUCGCACAACGUUUAUAUUGAGACACGACAGACGCCAUGUUGGAUAUCUCCGGCGCGUGUCUGUUUUUUUUUUUCCGUUUCUUAAAUUUUUAAUCAUGUUUCGGAUGUGAAUGUAUAUAUACUGUAAAUUUAUAUAAAAAAAUUAUAUAAUAAUAAUAGUUAUAAUAAUAAUGAUAUUCAAGUGAAUAUUUUAACUGUUAAGUGUAUAUGAAAUUUUGACAUUGAUUAUUCUGUUUAAAUUAUACAUAUAUACAUAUAUAUAUAUAUAAAUAUAUAUAUGUAUGUAUAUAUAUAUGUAUGUAUAUAAUAUUUUUCACCUGGUGAUUCAUAUUAUUCUCAUAUUUUUACUCAACAAAUGUAUGUAUGUGUGUGUUUUUUCUAUGGAUUUUAAAGGUUCCCGAUUAUAUUAUACAUACUAAUAUAUCGAUAGGCGUCACGAUGUACUGAAAUUUGAAUAUAUAUAUUAUUUUCUUAACGUUUUUUUUCAUCACGUGCGACGUAUGAGGGUAGUCGCAACUUUGUCGUUAGUUGUAUAAGCCUGUACAUAGGACCGUAACACACAGUUACAUAUGUAUAUAGUAUUUUGUUAGUGUAAUGAUUGUGGUAUUAAAUAUGUUGUAUGCA